GGCUUCUGUGUCUCAUUUGUGCCCUUUGAACCUGUCAAGGGAGGAGGCAGAGAGGCAGGCGCACUGGCUGUGCAUGUUACGAGGGGAGUAUAUCUCCUGGAAACCUUUAAAGCUACCAGCUGUAUCCUGUUUUGGAGGGUUCAGCAUGGAGCUCUUCUGUUCCUUGGGGCGCAAAGCCCUGUUGCAGGGGAAGGCGUGUCAAAACAGCCUCGCCAUUGGCAAGCAGGUGUCCUGCAGAACAUUCCCAACAGGCACAUGUCGCUCUCAGCACCUCAGCAGCAACAGCAGGGCUAACCCAGGCCGGCCUGGCUUCCUGCCCAGAACUCCCUGUGGUUCCUUCUUUGAAAGUUUCUACACCGCGAGUUUUCUCCCUCGUCGCCUUCUCUCCGAUGCCCGCUUCAAUGUGCCACCCAGUGCGGAGUUCGUGGCCAGACCCGUGGGGGUCUGCUCCAUGUUCAAGCUGCCCAUCCAGAAUUCAGCAGAGGGUCUGGACGUGGCGUUUGUGGGGGUCCCUCUUGACACGGGGACCUCCAAUCGUCCUGGGGCCAGGUUUGGUCCUCGCCACAUCCGGGCCGAGUCAUCAAUGGUGAGAUUGUUCAAUCCAAGCACUGGGGCAGAUCCAUACCAUUCUCUUGUGGCAGCCGACAUCGGCGAUGUGAACGUCAACCUGUAUAACCUGAAGGAUAGCUGCCGACAAAUCCGAGAGGCCUUUCAAAAGAUAGUGGCGCAGGGCUGCGUGCCCCUCACGCUGGGUGGAGACCACACAAUCACGUAUCCCAUCUUGCAAGCCGUUGCAGAAAAGCACGGCCCUGUGGGGCUGGUACAUGUAGACGCCCACACGGACACCGGAGACAAAGCGUUGGGGGAGAAGAUCUACCAUGGGACGCCGUUCCGGCGCUGUGUGGACGAGGGACUCCUGGACUGCAAACGGGUUGUUCAGAUUGGAAUCAGGGGCUCCUCCUAUACUCAGGACCCUUACAAGUAUUGCCGAGACCAGGGUUUCCGGGUGGUGCUAGCAGAAGACUGUUGGAUGAAGUCGCUAGUCCCUUUGAUGGCAGAGGUGAGGAAGCAGAUGGGAGACAAGCCCGUUUAUAUCAGCUUUGACAUCGAUGGAAUAGACCCCGCCUACGCCCCUGGCACUGGGACACCCGAGAUUGCCGGCCUGACACCUUCGCAGGCUCUGGAGAUUAUUCGCGGCUGCCAAGGUCUGAAUAUUGUUGGGGGCGACCUUGUUGAAGUGGCGCCGAUGUAUGAUGCUUCCGGUAACACAGCACUCCUGGGAGCAAAUCUGCUCUUUGAAAUGCUGUGCGCCCUCCCGCAAGUCAAGAGGACAUAAACCGUUCCAGGGAAGCCUCUGAUUCACACUAAAGGCGCUCGUAAUGCACAAGGACCUCCCUGCAGACCUGCAAAGAAUCAGAACGUUGCAUUUUUAACUUUGCUGGAUCUGUGCAACUCUCUGCCUGCUACCAGACCCUUUCCUGACACCUACAGCAAUAACCAGGACAGCUGAAAAUGUGCAGGGUUGACAUAAUGGGAGACCGCUCACCAGCAAACACAAGUUCUGGGAAUCUUUGGUUCUGUGGUGAAAUUAAGUUGCUAGUCCUCAUUGCUGCUGGAAGAAAAACCAAAAAAUGGAGCACAGGACACAGCCACCCAAUACCUAAGAGCACCUGGCA
Podarcis raffonei (Aeolian wall lizard) is the source of this 1676-nucleotide messenger RNA. It is a transcript of the gene AGMAT, whose product is annotated as agmatinase. Bases 74 to 1336 code for a protein of 420 amino acids. Gene Ontology annotation, molecular function: metal ion binding; agmatinase activity. NCBI's taxonomy places the organism in Eukaryota, Metazoa, Chordata, Lepidosauria, Squamata, Lacertidae. The transcript has 7 exons. The record is from RefSeq and is a predicted model, not a curated record.